Molecule: messenger RNA, 1361 nt
Organism: Paramuricea clavata
Lineage: Eukaryota; Metazoa; Cnidaria; Anthozoa; Malacalcyonacea; Plexauridae
Source: the annotation of a GenBank genome assembly
AUGUCUGAAGUGAUAACAGGUUUGUUGAAGGUUACCUUCGCUUUAAUAUCGAACAAAGUUCGUGCUUAUUGCGCUGAGAAACUCCAAGAUGGAGAUCUCACUGAUCAAAAGUUUCGAGGUUUGAUUGUUCGUGAACUGGACGACAUCAAAUCCAAACUUGAUGCUAUUUCGAGAAAAGAUCUUUGUGCCAGCAUGAGUUUCCUGCAACAAGGCAUCCAACGUCUAAACAGGUCAUUUGGCGAGUCUUCUGAGAGUGAAAACCCAACUGAAUUACCGAAUGAAAAAAAGCAAUCACAAAGCACAAAGAAAACGUGCGCUGGGGCAUGUUCAACCGACAAGAAGCCAGCUCAACAGUCGGUGGCUGUAGAAGACGCAUUUGCGCUGGCCAAUGCCAUUGGAAAACUGAAGAUCGAGUCAAAUGAGCUAUUCGAGUUAGCUAAAAAAUCCUUUGAAGAUAAUUCGCGGCAACGGACUGUUCACAGUACUUGCGAGAAUUGCAUGAUAUGCCAGCCAUAAAGGAAAUAUUUUCAGUGCACGUUGGAACAGGAAUAAAAUCAUGGUUCAAAUCAGGUUUCAAAAAAGACUCAAGAGCGGAAAUCGUGGAAAGCGUAACGAUGAUCAAUUUGAUCUUGGCUGAUUUUAUCUCGAAGUUUACAAAGCGAAGAAUGGCUGUUUUUGAUUGGCCAAUGAUAGAUUGCGGUAAACGCGUUGUGCAUCCAAUUCAUUACGAUAAAGAGAGUGCACCAAAUAUGAAAAAAAUAAAAAUAACACCACCUUGGGACAUUGUAGUAUCCGAGAAAGACCUGUUUGGAACAAUAUGCACAUGUGCAUUAACCACAAAAGGAAAUCUCAUUUGUGUCACAGAUGACAGACGUGGUCUUGAAAAACUCGACAAAACAACAGGUAAGCUGCAGCCGUACUGUCUUUCUCCUUUACAAGUCAACACUGAACAUCCUCAGCCCAGCGGUGAAUUGAUUGGUAUAGCUAUCGAUGAUAACGACACAGUGUACGUUCUGUCGCGUACUGACGGCAAGAAUGGAUACACAUUGUCAGUCUAUAGUCCAGAUGGAAGAAAUACGCAUCAUUGUUGUUUGGAAUUUCUUCAAGGGUUGUCAGUUUUCCACUGACGUAUUACGUGCUUUACAUCUACUCCGCAGACGGACAGUUAAAAACGACUGUAAAAUUUCGUGCAAGUGAAGGUCUAGAUGCCUAUGGCAGGUUAUUUUACAACUAUGACACCAAGAUCAUCGUCGGUCACGUUAUGGACUUGGAUGAUGGCAAGAUAUUGAUAGAAUAUUUGUCUGGUCAAACUGCCAGACUUCAACUUUCAUACGUACUGUAUCAGACAAACUUUCCAGAAG